AUGCAUGCGGCCACAGAACACUGCGACAGCAGUCGGGUGGCUCUCCACAUAGCCAUGUUCCCUUGGCUUCCUUUUGGCCACAUUAAUCCCUUCAUCCAACUCUCCAAUCAAUUGGCAUUCCAUGGCUUCACUGUCUCCUUCCUAGCCACCCGUGACAACAUCCCCAAGAUCAAGCCAUUUCUCCGGUUUCCCGGUCGAAUCCAGUUAGUCCCCCUCGAUCUACCACCACCACCACCACCGACGACUCAGAUCCCAACCCGUAUUGACUCGGACUUCAACCCAGACUCGCCAGUCUUCAAGCUCACUCAACUCCUCAUGGCCACCGACUCGCUCCAAGACCAGGUAGAAGCUGCUCUGAGUCAACUCAAUCCGGACAUCGUCGUCUACGAGUUCGCCCACUACAUCCCUUCCAUGGCGCAUGCCCUCGGCAUAAAGGCAGUUUUCUAUUGUGUCACGAGCGCCACCGCCGUCGCCUACCACCUUGUUCCCGCAUGCUCUAACCAAAAAGAUCUCACUCAGCCACCGCCCGGGUUCCCACCUACUGGCGUAGCCCUUCAAGCCCACGAGGCCCGACAGCUUCUUUUCGCUUUCAUGGCACCGGAUGGAUUAUUAUCACUCCACCAGCGAGUAGUCAUGGCCAUGAAGGAUGCGGACAUGAUCGUUCUCAAGACAUGUGCGGAGAUGGAAAGCAAAUAUUGUGAUUACAUAUCGGAGCAAUACAAGAAACCAGUAGUGAUGGCCGGUCCAAGUUUGAACGAACCACAAACUGAUCCGCUGGAUGAGCGUUGGGCCGGAUGGUUAGACCGGUUUUCGGUUGGUUCGGUGCUUUUUUGCUCUUUUGGUAGCGAUGGUAUACUGAGCAAAGAGGAGCUGAGGGAGCUACUUCUUGGGUUGGAGGAGUCAGGUGUGCCGUUCAUGGCGGUUCUUAAGUACCCGAACGGUAUGACGGAGAGCGAAGCAUUGCCGGAGGGGUUGGUAGAGAGGGUGAAACAGCGAGGGUUGAUCCACAGCGGAUGGGUUCAGCAGCAGUUGAUACUAGAGCACAAGGCCGUGGGAGGGUACCUGUGCCAUGCGGGCUUCGGAUCGCUGGCGGAGGCGGUGGCGAGUGGGUGUCAGUUAGUGCUGUUACCACAAAAGGGAGACCAGUUCUUGAAUGCAAGGCUGAUGAGUAAAGACCUUAAGGUUGGGGUGGAGGUGGAAAGGAGAGACGAGGAUGGUUGGUUCACUAAGGAGAGUGUAAGAGAGGCCGUGAGGACGGUAAUGGUGGACAAAGAAGGCCCGGUUGGGAAAGAAGUAAGGGCCAAUCACUGCCGAUUGAAGGAGCUUCUCUUGAACAAGGAACUGAAUAACAGUUAUGUAGACCAACUGCUGCAGAAGAUGGAGAAUUUGGUGGUAAUUAACGAAUUUAAGAAAGCUUAA
Molecule: messenger RNA, 1419 nt
Organism: Macadamia integrifolia
Lineage: Eukaryota; Viridiplantae; Streptophyta; Magnoliopsida; Proteales; Proteaceae
Product: UDP-glycosyltransferase 79A6-like
Exons: 1
Coding region: 1-1419 (472 amino acids)
Molecular function (GO): UDP-glycosyltransferase activity
Source: RefSeq, a predicted model, not a curated record